AUGACUUCGACAACAGCGAUGCCACCGUACUCAAACAACUCGUCGAUUUACCUGAUACCAGUCACAACCCUGGGUGUAAUCGCUUUGGCUCUGGUUUUUCUGCGCAUAUACACUCGAGCAACGAGAAUACGGAAGCUCUAUCUCGAUGACUGGCUCAUCAUCGGAGGCGAGGUGCUCUCCCUCCUUAGCAUGGCGUUUGCUUACACUGCCAUCGCUCAUGGCUGGGGAAAGCCCAUGGCAUACGUCACUCCCUACGACCUGAAGUUGGCAUUGAUGAUGCAGUUUGGAAUGCAAUUCGCAUGGCUCUUAUCACUUUGCUUGGUACGCCUAUCAGUGGCAGCAUCAUUGCUCCGAUUCAACUCCAGCAUUUGGUGGAGAUAUACGCUGUACUUCAUCAUGGGGCUACAGAGCCUCAUCACGAUGUCGUACGUUGUAAUCCAAUUGGGACAGUGCACGCCGAUUUCCGCGAGCUGGGAGACGGUUCCUGACGUGAAGUGCUGGCCGACGGAUCCGAUCGUGAAUUACGGGUGGGCUGUGUCUGCGAUUUACAUCUUGAUGGACCUCGCUUUCUCGCUCCUACCAAUUAAACUGAUCCGCGGUCUCUCGCGGUCUACUGCCGAGAAAGUCCUCAUCGGGUUUCUCAUGUCGCUCGGACUACUUGCCACUGCCAUUCUCUGUGCGAAGCUGACCACAUUUCUGAGUUUUGGCACUGGAGAUGCGCUUCAAGCGACCAUGGUCCCGUCCGUAUACGCAAUAUUGGAAAAUAUAGUCGGCAUUAUUGCAUGCUCGCUUCCGGCUCUGAAGUCGCCUGCGGAGAGGGCCUUGAAACGAUUGGGGAUACUGAAAGAACACCAGCUCACAAGACCGAGCUUUGUCAACACUGUUACUUUGUCAACGGUG
Molecule: messenger RNA, 900 nt
Organism: Paraphaeosphaeria sporulosa
Lineage: Eukaryota; Fungi; Ascomycota; Dothideomycetes; Pleosporales; Didymosphaeriaceae
Exons: 3
Source: RefSeq, a predicted model, not a curated record